AUGGUAUACACCAGCCGGAAUCUGCCGCAACAAAUUCCUCCAGCCUGCACCAUCUUCACCGAUGAACAGCCCCCUACAAGCUGGAUAUAUCUCGUCGCGUUGGCAUCACAUAUCGCCACCAGCAACGACAUUCCCAGUCAUCACCGGCACGAAGACCUUCAAAAGUACGCAUCGUCCAUUGUUGCGGCAUCCAGAGCCGUCCACCCCGGAUGGCCUGCUGAUGUGGAAGUAGAGAUAGAACUCUGUGGUGUGGCUGAUCCUGUACGCACUUUCGCGGAGCUCUGCGUUAAUGGUGAGGAACUGCUUGUCGCCGCAGACGCGAAGAACUCUAACGCCGGAUACCAUCAAGUAGGCCCCGAUGGUUCGUUGGCGAAAGCCUGCCUGCAGACUUUGCAGGGGAAACACCAUGAGUUUCUGAGCGGCGUACAGAUGAGCGUGGACUUCGUCGUGCUGAUAUUGUACGGUAAAAAGCGACGUUGCGACGCUGCAGAUAACACCCGUGAUGACCAGACGCGCCGAGAGCUAUUCGCGACCGGACUUGGCAGAGAGUGGUGGUUUCCAGCGUGGAUGGGCAGCAAUUGCAGACAUCGGGUCAUGCGCGAGUGGGCUGGGCAUGAUCCUUUGUAUGCGGGCGUAGAUGCCACCGGUACGGUCCAGCGAGGUGUCGGUGAUGUAGGCGGUGGGUUCAGAGGUGGAAGUGCAUCCUGGAAGCAGCUGGCCUCGAUAAAAAGGCAAGAGAGAAAAAGAGAGGAAAACAUGUCCACUCCAAGCCCCGAUAGGAUGGAGAAGACACGGCAGAUGUCCCCGUUUAUCUGGAUGUACCAUCCCUCCAGACCGCCCAAUUCUCGGAGUUUGUCGACGGUAAAGGAGGCGAUGUGA
Aspergillus tanneri is the source of this 879-nucleotide messenger RNA. RefSeq lists its product as uncharacterized. Lineage: Eukaryota; Fungi; Ascomycota; Eurotiomycetes; Eurotiales; Aspergillaceae. The coding region runs from base 1 to 879 and encodes 292 amino acids. The transcript is spliced from 5 exons. The record is from RefSeq and is a predicted model, not a curated record.